Molecule: messenger RNA, 1911 nt
Organism: Mycena indigotica
Lineage: Eukaryota; Fungi; Basidiomycota; Agaricomycetes; Agaricales; Mycenaceae
Product: Transcription initiation factor
Exons: 4
Coding region: 1-1911 (636 amino acids)
Biological process (GO): positive regulation of transcription elongation by RNA polymerase II; transcription initiation at RNA polymerase II promoter
Cellular component (GO): transcription factor TFIIF complex; nucleus
Molecular function (GO): TFIIF-class transcription factor complex binding; RNA polymerase II general transcription initiation factor activity; DNA binding
Source: RefSeq, a predicted model, not a curated record
AUGGCUUCGCAACCCAAGCUGGCAUCACUGUUCCACCCAAAGAAACCCAAGAAAGAUGCUGUCUCGCCCACCAAACCCGUUGUUCGAGCUCGCCCACGCCCAGAGGCCACGCCCGCUGCGAAGGAUGAAGAGUUUGAGCUCCCAGAUAUGCCCUUCCAGGAGUUCAAACUCAUGUCUUCCGCCUUGAAUGGCUGGAAAUAUGAUGUGAUGAAGUUCGACUCACGGAAACCUGUCGACCUCACCCAUUGGCGUGGCCCUAUCAAGCUGAACAGGAAGGACCUUAGGCGAGAAGAUGCUGUGACCGAACAAGUUCCCAUAACGCACAUGCUUGGACCCGAUGGAAAACCAGUCAUCGGCUCAGAUGGGAGAAUAGUGAUGGUCGAUGCGGAGGGCAAGCCCAUUCAUGCGGACAAUGGCAAGGCGAAACAGACGGCGGCAGCGGGGAAGAAGAAGUUCCAGAAGAAGACGCGUCAAGUUUAUGUUGUUCCAGACGAAGUCAGGCAACUACGGAGGGAGGAGCGGUACCCUUGGGUCAUCGAGGAUGCCACCGGCUCAGAAACGUGGACUGCACAACUUGAAGACAUCACCAAGUCUACCACCCAUGCCUUUUUCAUGCCCGCAGCCAACAACAUCUUUAAAUUCGUCCCCGCAAACAGAUGGUACAAAUUCCAAAAGAAGCUCAUGAUAGACAAACGCAACACAGAUACGGCCAGCAUCGAGGAUCUGUAUUCGAAGAGAAAUAAGAUCAAGCCGGAAGACAUGUUGAAGAAGUUAACCAAGAAGGAGCCUUCCUCUGAAACCGCUGCUAUGUUCAAAGCUGUUCAAGAGGGUCGUGCACUUGCGGGUAGCAGUACUCUCGUUCACUCUGCCGGUCACAGUUUGGGCCCAGGAGGCAGGCGUUUGAAGGCCGUCGACAGUGGCAUGAAUGACCUUUUCGGAGACGACGAUGAAGAUGGUGGUGCAAAGCGUCGGCGAGAGAAGGAAUUUGGAGGUGAAGGCGAUCUAGAUGAGGUUGUGUAUGAGGAGGACUUCGCAGAUGAUGACGAAAAGAUUGGUUUGGAGGCGGAGGAUGAAGAGACAAAAGACAUGGAGGAACGACUCAAGAAAGAAUAUAAAUCCGCGAACAAACAGCGUGAUGGCCACAUCGAUGAAUCGGACGACGAAGACAUGCCUGGAAUGACCAAACAAGCCAAAGCAAUGCAGAAACUUAUCCGCGCACGUGAAGGCAAUGACGCUUAUGAUAGCGACGAAGAGAAGAAUCCGUAUGCUAGCUCAGAAGAGGAGGAAGAUGAAGAAGUACCGAUACAACCCGUCAUACUUAAUCCACCUGUCCCUCCACAACCCGCACCAGACUCUCGACAAGGUUCACAAGCCCCCGGAUCACAACCACAACCAACCUCUCCUCCCUUGGGCAGUUCUACUUCACGCGCUGCCUCUCCAUCAGUUCCUAACGGUCUCAAUGGACAUUCGAUUGUUGCAAAGAGAGCCACCAGUCCCAAGAUACCCAAGGUCAAAGUUGGCGGGAGUCGAAGCGGGAGUCCUCUAGCCAGCAGCAGCCGGGCGGCCAGCCCUGAUGCCAAUAGUCGAGCAACCAGCCCCAGUCUAAACGGUAAUAAGAAGCGCAAAGUGGAGGACUACGCUGGCUCACCUUCACCAACCUCGCCCAACGGUCAGAACGGGUUGCCCAAACCGAAGAAACGGAAAACCCAGAAUAAUGGGGCGGCGCCCGUCGGUGAUUUGCAAGAUUCAAUGGUUGUUGACUGGUUGAGGAAUACGAAUCAGCCAACAACGCGAGACUGCAUUCAACAUUUCCAGCCGUAUCUCACGGACAACGCGAAGAAGCAGAGGUUCACUGCAUUGAUCAAACAAGUUGCGGUGUUGAAAGAGGGUGUAUUAAUGCUCAAGACUUGA